AUAACACCUAAAUGUUAACCUUUUCUUUAGGCAUCAUAGUAUCAUACUGGAGUGGAGAAUCUGAUAUAGACUGAUAAAUAACUAACCACUUUCAAGUUAAUCAAAAAAAUUCCAAAAUUUCAAACCCCAUCUACUCUGUCUCGUACAUUCCGAUCGUUAAUUUUGAACCUGUAUCAUCGAAGAAGAUUUGGUAGCAAAGUGGAAGGGCAAUUUGUGUUUUAGGUUUUGAUUGUUUUAUGGUAAAGAAUGGCAGCAAAGCAAAUGGAAGAAAUACAAAGGAAAUUAGGGUUAUUAAAUUACCCUAGAGCUAAUGCUCCUUCUCAGUCUCUACUAUUUGCUGGCAUGGAAAGAUACGCGCUUCUUGAAUGGCUUUUCUUUAGACUCUUAGGUGAUAAAUCACCAUUUUCACAACAAAGUGCUUUAGGUGAUGGUAUGGACCGCGAUGAAGAGACUGCUCGGAUUCAAUACUUGGCAGAGAUUGCGAAGUUUUUGGGGAUCACAACUACAAUUGAUACAGAAGCUAUCCAAGGAAGAGGUAGCUAUGAAGAUCGUGCGGAAAUGCUUGGUGUGAUUGUGGAUCUUGUUGAGGCCAGCUGUUAUGCUGAUAACCCCGACUGGAGUAUCGAUGAGCAAGUGGCUAGGGACAUACAGCUAGUGGAUGCCAUUGCUGAGAAGCAAGCUCAAAUUUUCUCCGAAGAGUGCAAAUUGUUCCCUGCAGAUGUGCAGAUUCAAUCCAUAUUUCCGCUGCCUGAUAUUUCUGAACUCGAGUUAAAGCUGUCGGAGCAUUCAAAGAAGCUGUUGAGUCUACAACAGAUGGUUGAUGAUUUGGCAUCAAAGUAUGCAUACAACCCAGAUGAGGAGUAUGCAGAAACGGAAACACAGUUGCGGGGACAACUGGAGUCUUUUCUGGAAACUGCAAAAUCUUUCAAUUUGAUUUACAACAAGGAGAUUCGUCCAUGGACACAUAUGAUGGAAGUACCUCAGUUGCAUGGAUUUGGGCCAGCUGCCAAUCGCUUGUUGGAAGCUUAUAAAAUGCUAUUAAAGUUCCUUUGGAACCUGAGGAAUCUUCGAGAUUCACAUGCUGCAGUUGCUGUCGGGUCAUCUGAAGGAACAAAGAACGAACCAUCUUCCACUUCCAUCACAAGAAUUAUUGCUGAGUGUGAGUCGGCAUUAACAUUUUUGAAUCACGAUCUUGGGGUCCUAUCAGCUUCUGUUUCUCGAGAACGUGGUGAGGAGGUUCCAACACAUUGAAUGGAGAGGACAUAAUGGUCUGUCAUGUAGACUCAAUUGCAAAGUUGUAUUUGUUUGCCGUGUUAUUGGUUGUGUAUUAUGUAGACUCGGUUGCCUUAACCCUACUAAAGUACUAAUCAAUGGUAUUAUGAAACUGUUUUACCCACUGCUUUUGUAACUGAUGCAAAUGGAUCACCAGAUUUGGAACCCUCUCUUUCUGUCCAGAAGGACCCGUAACUGUAAGUAAAAAUGUUGCAUCGGUUAUGUUUAUGAAUAAAGGUGGUUACCG
Molecule: messenger RNA, 1519 nt
Organism: Papaver somniferum (opium poppy)
Lineage: Eukaryota; Viridiplantae; Streptophyta; Magnoliopsida; Ranunculales; Papaveraceae
Product: AUGMIN subunit 7-like
Exons: 8
Coding region: 247-1251 (334 amino acids)
Biological process (GO): spindle assembly; centrosome cycle
Cellular component (GO): HAUS complex
Molecular function (GO): microtubule minus-end binding
Source: RefSeq, a predicted model, not a curated record